This is a messenger RNA of Aphanomyces astaci, 855 nucleotides long. RefSeq lists its product as hypothetical. The transcript is spliced from 3 exons. The record is from RefSeq and is a predicted model, not a curated record. NCBI's taxonomy places the organism in Eukaryota, Oomycota, Saprolegniomycetes, Saprolegniales, Verrucalvaceae. The coding region runs from base 1 to 855 and encodes 284 amino acids.
AUGCGUCGCACAAAAAGCCACGACGUCACGACCAAGUUCGCCAAUGUCACGUUCCCGUCGAUCCAAGUUGAUGCAAACCUGUACCAUAUCAAGCUGACGUCGACCCAGGACAGCAUUGUCCCCGUCUCCAUCGACCUCUACUCGGUGUACUCUCAUACCACCUGGCGAUGCGACGUCCAAGACUUUGCAGACCAUGCGACGCCCCCCGCUCCCUCAGCUAUCCCCCCUCGGGCAAUCCUCCACGCGUUGGACGGCGCGCUUUGUGCGUUGGCGACGCAAGUACUUGGUCGAAAGCGAGCGGGGGGGGGCAAUGGGUUUCGAAGCAGCAUUGAGCUGACCAACCUCGGUCACGACCUCUUGCGCUUGACCAUGGCCAUGGCCGCGGUGGGAUCCCUAACAUCAUCGGCCACAGGGAAGAAGAAGUCACGGACGGGCGAACGCGAAACGGGGCCUCGGCCGUGCUGGUUUGCGUUUUAUUUGAUGCCGUUGUGGACGACGGCGCAACCCCCCCGCCCUCGACAAGGCUCCGUCCUGUUUGUAGCCACCACAAAAUGGACGCGAUACCCUGCCCCCGUCGAGUGGGACCUCCACACGAUCCCGUGGGCGCGCUUUACGCUCAAGAAGAACACCAAGGCGAUUGUCGUUCUCCACGCAGGACACUACCAAGUCACUGUGCUGUCGAUGGUUCCAGACACUUCAGUGCAGAUGAAAUUGCGAUUGAACGGAGUCACGGUCAAGCCUGCACCUAGUCAGUAUUUCCCCCAGUACAGCGUCCUCACGCUCCACAGUCGGGUGCGGUCGCACGGCCCCGUCGCCAUGUACCUGCAGGUGUUGACCGACCAAGUGUUUAUUUAA